AUGGCGUUCUUCACCAAUUGCAUCACUCUCCGCGCUCCUUUCAACAUCCAUCGUUCAGUCAAUCAAAUUCUACUUCAAUCAUCAUCGGAUUAUGCCAAUUAUGCUGCUCAUUUCCAUAAUUUUCUUCUCUACCCUUAUCCGAGUUUCACUGCGAAGCGGUGGCUCGGAACUAACGCUGAGUCGUCGAUUCAGUCUGAGUUCGCCGGGUCAAGCGCGUAUGAUCUCUUAGGGGUAUCAGAGACCAGCUCAUUCGCAGAAAUCAAAGCCUCUUUCCGGAAAUUGGCAAAGGAAACUCAUCCGGACGUAUCUCACUCUCAAAGUGAGUCCUCUGAUGCUUCCAAGAAAUUCAUUCAAAUCCUCGCAGCUUAUGAGAUACUCUCAGAUUCUGAGAAGAGAAGUCAUUAUGAUCGGUAUCUCUUAUCUCAAAGAGCAUUUGUUCAAAAACAUUCUAGAAAUGAUCCCAUUAUGUACAACUAUGCAUCGCAUAGAGACCCAGAGAUGGAAAUGGAAGUUGUUGAAUGGUUGAAAUGGUAUAGAUAUACAAUCAAAGACAUUUUGGCAGAAAGAAGGGUGGCAGCUGGAUCAGGUUAUUUUGAUGUCCUGCAAAGGGACUUUUAUUCAGCCAUACAUGUAGCAUACUACGGACCUGAGAUUGAGUCCUGGGAUCUCCUUCCUGACCGUUUUGAAGUUGAGGAGAGGUCCACAGUUUCAACACCUGAGGUGCUGCAUUUGGUUUCUGGCAGGGACCUUUUUGGGAUGGUAUAUUUGGCCAACAAGGUUCCUGAAUUAUCACAAUCCUCCAAUGAAAAGCUGACGUCUUUUGCAUCGGGUUCAUGUGAAUCUGUUGUGGAUUUCAGCCAAAAAAUGAAUUCUGAUCGAUCUGAUGGUGUAAUUUCUGAACAGCAAUCCUCAAGUAGUGAUUACCACACAUCUGACGCAUAUAAAGAUCUGGAAUUGCAUGUGUCAGGGAGACGUGUCGCCGUGGCCACAAGAGUCCCGCCAACGUGUUCUAGUGGGAUACAAGAUGUGGAUUCUGAAGAUCAAAUACACGUUUACGUCACUGCAUAUGAAGACACAAAUAGUGCAAGUCAGGUGUUUUCUAGAGAUAACCUUGCAGAUUUGUCAGUUGGAUCGAGGAUCCCUCUGGGAAUUAUAACUGGUCUGGGAACCAGCCCUGAAGAAGGAAGCUGCUAUGUCUACAAUAAUGGUGGCAUGAAAACCCAUGUGAUUAUGAAGCACAGAACACUGCUGGUUAAACACAUGCACUGGUAUGAAGUUGGGGAUAAAGUUUCAGUUUGUGAAUGCAGAUGUAGUAGAGCCCGUCUGCCACCAAGCAGGUUUUGGCUGUUUGAGCCUCGCAGUGCUAUGCAUGACAUAGGAGGUUGGUACGUUGAGACAUUUGGAAGGGAUAAGAAGGGGCGGGCUGUCCCAUCUCAGAGAUACUGGGAUGGUUUGGAUGCUAAUGAACAGUUGGAUAAGAGAGUCCAUCCCGCAAUGUACUUGCUUGCUCUUGCUUAUAGAACUCUGGAUAUCGAAAAUGCAAGGAGAAGGAAACAAACAGUGAAGGGUAUAGUUGAGGCCAAAAUGUUUAGAGUUCUCAGUUGGUUUAAGAGAUUUGUAUAG
Messenger RNA from Fraxinus pennsylvanica, 1623 nucleotides. The record is from the annotation of a GenBank genome assembly. NCBI's taxonomy places the organism in Eukaryota, Viridiplantae, Streptophyta, Magnoliopsida, Lamiales, Oleaceae.